AUGGAUCCCGUCACGGCUUUCGGGCUUGUGGCGGGGAUUGUGCAGCUGGGCUCAUUCGUGGCUGAUCUCGCAGGCAACUUGCGCCGCUCUCGGCAUCAAGGAGGACAACUUAUCAGACUUCGAGAUGUCCUCCAAGAGCUCUCCCACCUGAGACUUCGAAUCGGAGAGGACCAUCCAGAUGUGGAGAGGGUGGUGCGACUGGUGGAAAAGUGCAGGAACUUGCUCGAGGAGCACGACCCAAGCCUGAGAACCUCCCGUGGCCUAACCUUUACAUGGCCAGCGAGUCUCGAGAACGAAAUCCGUAUCAUCAACGAAGACCUCACACGGAUGUACACAAGACUACUAUUGUACCGCGUGGAUUUUCCUCCCACCCCUAGUUCACAUGGCAGUCAACAAAGCCAACCAGGGCGGACACCUAGCCUUCCACCAUAUGCACUCCUGCCAGAGCCUGCACUCACCCCUACUAUUAGUCGCAGGGGUUCUCUGGAGUUCAUCGACCUCCCGGCCACACUAUUUCUAGGAGAAGACGGGCCCAGGAUCGCCCUGCAGCACGUGAAUAUCCUGGAAAGGGAUAACUCGUCCCGCAUCCUCCAAUACGAGAGUAGCGACAAGCAAGUCAUCGUCACUCACCGGAUCCCAUUCGGCACCAAGCCGAACGCAGAUGGCGAGGUGCGGGCGCGGAGGGUCAACUUCCUCGCGCAGCACGAGAUCACAGUCGAAGACCGAGACGGGUUCCGCAUCUACUGCCUGGACCCCACAUACGUCUUCGGCAGCUCUACCAACUGCAAAAGCUUCAUCUCCAAAGUGCGCGAGCGCGAGCUCAUCGAGACGUUCCUGCCCCGCGAGAUCCGUCGCGGUGUGGAGACGCGAGCCAGGGCGAAGGUGCUCCGUAUCUGGAGGAAGUACGAGGGUGCCAACCCUCCCAGGCCGCUGGUCACGAUGGGCUUCCACGACCGUACAGAGAGCAGGCAAAUAGAGCUGGAUAUGAAGCUGUAUGAUCGUACCGUAACGCAGACGAAAGAUAAGAAGGUACUAGAUAUCUGGAGGACAGAUGGCUCCACCAAAUUGUCCCUGUCAUUCGAGAAUGCGAAAGAUGUAAAGAGCUUUCUCGAAGUCUACCAAGACGUUCAUCCGGACAAACCUUCGGCUUCACCGGCCUAUCCGCCAUCACUGCCACCCUUCAACUUCUAG
This is a messenger RNA of Diaporthe amygdali, 1191 nucleotides long. RefSeq lists its product as uncharacterized. The record is from RefSeq and is a predicted model, not a curated record. The coding region runs from base 1 to 1191 and encodes 396 amino acids. The transcript has 2 exons. Lineage: Eukaryota; Fungi; Ascomycota; Sordariomycetes; Diaporthales; Diaporthaceae.